Molecule: messenger RNA, 1250 nt
Organism: Camelina sativa (false flax)
Lineage: Eukaryota; Viridiplantae; Streptophyta; Magnoliopsida; Brassicales; Brassicaceae
Source: RefSeq, a predicted model, not a curated record
AUACAUUGUUUGGCCCAAUAAUACAAAAUGUGGUCAAAGUCAAAACCCUUAAAUCUGUCAAUUUUCCUUUGAGUCCAAGUUUCAUCGGUUGUUCAAUGUUGUGCCGAGAGAAGAAGAUGAUGUCGACGAAGAAACCCUCGCUAACUAAUCCAGCUCCGUCAUUGCUUUCACUCCCCGAUGAUUUACUAUUGAGCUGCUUCGCACGCAUCUCGAGAUUGUACUACCCAACUCUCUCCGGAGUAUCCAAGAGGUUUCGCUCAAUUCUUUCUUCAUCGGAGCUUUAUGAGACCCGAUCAUUCUUAGGACGCACCGAGAGUGUUCUUUAUGUUUGUUUUCAAUUCAAUCCUGGCCCUAAUACACGUUGGUUCACUCUCUGCGCCAAACCUGAUCAAACCCUUAGCAAGAAGAAGAAGAACAAGAAGAAGUCAAGUGGGUAUGUUUUGGCUGCACUCCCAAUCCUCAAUUCUCCUCCUGCGCACUCGACGACCUUCGCGGUCGUUGGUUCUGAUAUCUACAACAUUGGUGCAUCCACCUUCAAAGCGCCCUUGUCUAAAGUCUCGAUCUUGGACUGCCGGUCUCAUAGGUGGCUCGAGGGUCCAAGUAUGCAGGUGGAAAGGUAUUGGUCAGUGGCUAAUGUCCUUGAUGACAAGAUAUAUGUAGCAGGAGGCUCUGAUGACUACGAUGCCUCCAAUUGGAUGGAGGUUUUCGAUCCAAAAACACAAACUUGGGAGGCUAAGUUUAACACUCUGAGGGAGAGAUGUGCACGAUAUGUAUCGAAGAGUGCGGUGAUUGACGAUGAGAUCUAUAUGUAUAGGUUUUGUGGUGUGGCUUACAAACCAAAGGAAGAUAGAUGGAAAGCUUUAAAUAUGGGCGAUUUGGAUCGAGGAUGGGUAGAGAGUCCAUAUUACGUGAUAGAUAACAUACUAUAUUGUUAUCAUGCUAUCAAUGGAAUGAUGAAAUGGUACUACUCUAAAGAAAGAUAUUGGAUACCUUUGAAAGGUUUACAAGGACUGUCUAUGUGUACUGAUCAGUCGUCUGUUCAUUUGGCGAGUCAUGGUGGAAAGAUGGUGGUUGUUUGGAACAAUUAUAUGACUUACGGUUCCAGUGAAGACAAGAAGAUCUGGUGUGCUGUGAUUGCGCUUGAAAGACGCAACAGUGGAGAUAUUUGGGGGAAGGUCGAGUGGCAUGAUGUUGUGCUUACAGUACCUAUCUCUUAUGAAAUCGUGUCUGCUCUUUCUGCUACUCUUUGA